UGCCUGUAUAGAUAACUGUGUUGAGGUGUAUGGUGGACGCUCUGUUUAUUGACCCGGACAUAAAAACUGACUUAUAUAUGUGUUUCGGUAUGGGUAUGAGACCAACUUUAAGACACUUGCGUUGUUGUGAAGAUUUGCAUUGUGUUAGUGAGUUGGAAUAUACACUGGAGGGAUAUGAAAGAAGGAGAAGGGUGAUGUUGGUUAGUUUUAGGACAAAUCCUAUUACCGUGAUCUAACCUUAUGGGUAAUUAGAACAAGAAAAUGAGGACACUGAAUUUUUAUCUUUGAUUAUUUUUGUGAUGGGAAAUUGAACACCAUGUCUGUUUUUUUAAGUAUGAGGUUCUUUUUACUUUUAUUUAAGGGGUUUGUGUGUAUAUUAUUAUAUUGUAGAUGGAAUUUUGCUUUUGUUUCUGUUUUUUACUUCGAGAACGAGAUUUUGUGUAGUGGGAAAUUAUGGUGGAAUUUUCCUGGAUAUCGCGGCAAGGCUGGUGGGAGUUUACGGUGUUCAGGCCACACACGCAUCAACGCACCGUUACAGUAUUGCUGGAUCAGUCAACACUGUGCGUCAGGGGAGGCCGCUGCGGGACAGUAGUGGCGUCACCCUCAGCCAACAAGGGACAGACAGACGGACAGACAGUCAGUCAGUCACAAUACUGUCUGGUGUGUGGCUGUGUGGACCAUGAGGCCUCACACCCUCACGCCGCUUAGUGUGGUGACAAGACCCAGGCUGGUGAAGUGUAUUGAGUGAUAUCGACAAGUUGGAAAAUAAAUCAGUUACCAUAUUUAAAUCCUUGGCAUUUGAAAAUCGAUUAUUUAAUGAUGAAUGUUUUUUGUGAUUAGCUGUGAUGAUUAUAACCUAUUUUAUUAUUCAGACAUUUGUGAUACCAGGAAAACCCAAUUUAUGAACCUAUUCUGGAUUAUUACUUCAUUUUAAUGGAGUACUGUGGACAUGGGUGAAUCUAACAUAACUCUUAGAAAACAUUACCAAUGCGUUUUAAACUCUUUGCUAUGUACAAGUUAUAUUACGGUGAAUUACUUGGUGAAAACAGCUUAUAAAUGUUCUCCAUGGACAUCUUUCGUCGUUUUCUUUGAGUGUUUGUUGUUGGUGGUUUUCUGCAAAGGUCAGGGGAGACUUGUGGAUCCUCCCUCCCGGGCCUCUAUGUGGAGGUUUGGCUUUAAAAAUCCAGUAGAAUUCGGCGAUGACCGGGUGGACUGCGGCGGCUUCAUGAGACAGUGGCGGGAGAACCAGGGUCGGUGUGGGGUGUGUGGGGACCCUUGGGACCUGCCUCGCCCACGCCCUCACGAGACCCGCGGGAUGUACGGUCGUGGUACCAUCGUCAGGAACUACACCCAGGGCCAGGUGGUGGAGUGGGUGAGUGAAUUGACUGAUGGAGGGAGUGGAUGGAUGGAGUACCGGGUGUGUCCUCGAGCUAACGUGUGGAGGACUGAGGAUCCCAGCUGCUUCAACCAUACACUACAGGACAACAAUGGCAGGACUCAGCUGCCCGUCAACGUGACUGCGAAGUUAAGUCGGAUUACACACACCUUCCGCCUCCCUCCACACCUCUCCUGCCUCGCCUGUGUUGUUCAGUGGCGGUACGUGAGGAUUGGAAGACCAAAUCGAGCAGACUACCGGGCGUGUGCUGACGUCAUUAUCACCCCCACCAACACCUCACACACUACACCACCUCCUCCAUCACUUGACAACUCAGCAGCUGCCUCACGGAAUCUGGCCGCCACCGCCUCGACCACAACUCCUACGGGCCGAGAAACUGAGACGACCAACACUCCUACGCCACAAACAACUGAUAAAAACGCCUGCGCUCACUCACAAAUGUCACCAGAGACCAAGUGUAGUACCUCCUGGACACCACCACCACCACCCACUACCGUCGCCAGCCACGUCAACAAAGGAAUUGACGCUGACGGUGGUGACCAAUACGGAGGAGGUGGUGGUGGUGGUGGCGUCUUGUCAGGUCGUCUUGGCUCGGUGGUGGUGUUGGUGUCUAUGUUCAUGAAUGUUGUUAUUGUGUGAUGUACAAAACUUAUAUUAACCCUUUGAUGAUUUAACCCGGUGACGACGAUGGUUUGACCCUUUGAUGACUAUGAUUUAACUCUGAUGACGAUGGUUUGACCCUUUGAUGACUGUGAUUGAACCCUUUGAUGACUAUGAUUUAACCCUUUGAUGACGAUGAUUUAAUUCUUUUGGUGAUGAUUUACCCCUUCAGGACUCAAAGAAUGGUCAAGCACUCGUUUGGUUUACCUAACACAAAGAUGGACCACACUUCAUGACAACAGCAAAGAUAUUAAUAUAUGCUUAAUUAAAAAUAUAUUUUACCACAUGUAAUAUAAUCGUGAUGGAGAUGGGACAUAAUAGUCAGUCUUGUUAUAGAUCCCUGUCUUUAGGAUAACAGCACCAGAUCUUGAAAUAAAAUUGUCAUGUUUUUAAUAUUUUGA
Molecule: messenger RNA, 2457 nt
Organism: Homarus americanus (American lobster)
Lineage: Eukaryota; Metazoa; Arthropoda; Malacostraca; Decapoda; Nephropidae
Exons: 5
Coding region: 950-2035 (361 amino acids)
Source: RefSeq, a predicted model, not a curated record